Messenger RNA from Oxyura jamaicensis (ruddy duck), 7724 nucleotides. Its product is annotated as UPF0488 protein C8orf33 homolog. Lineage: Eukaryota; Metazoa; Chordata; Aves; Anseriformes; Anatidae. The transcript is spliced from 8 exons. The record is from RefSeq and is a predicted model, not a curated record. The coding region runs from base 205 to 1380 and encodes 391 amino acids.
AGGGACAGGUUGCAGGAUGAGCUGGAGCGGUGCGUUUUGCAGACACAUCCCCUGUGCCUCAGCCCGACCCCAGCAGGAGCAGAAGAGUCGCAGCACAUACCCAAGGUCCUGCGCUUCCGUGGGACUCCUUUUGUGAAGGAGCGAGAAGUGAUGACCUGCGUGUUUGGGGUUUAGCGUCUCAAGAUAGCCGAGGAGUGGAAGAGCAUGGAGAAAGCAGACACAAAAACUGAUGAUGUGGAAGGACAGCAAGGCAACGGACAGGCUUCGGAUGGUGCGGUGUACACAAAACAGUCUGACCAAAUCUCUGAGGCAAAACCGAAGUGGUCCAUGCCAUCUGACAACAACUUCCGAUUUGAUUUUACACUUCCUGAGGCAGACCCAGAAGCAACCGGUGCACCCUUGGAAGCAGUCCCUGGUGUUGGUGGUGCUGAGCAAAUAGAAACCAAUAUAAGAGCCACUGAGCAGGAGAACUGGAGUGGAGCUCUGAGUUUUGUUGCCUCUGGACAUGAACCCAAAUUUGCCUUCAACUUUGCCAUCCCAGAUGAAGACUGUCCUCCGGUCCCAUUAGUUCCAGCAAGCCAACAUACAGAGGGUACAGCAGAUCAUGAAGUGCUGGGUAAUGCAUUGCCUACUGAAUCAGUAGAGGUGCUGCAGGUUACAGCCUUGCAGAAGCCUGAGUUGGCUCAAACUGCAGGUAGUCCACCCAAAGAGGACAAAAGCCACCCCUCAUUAACGAUCCCCAAACCAGAGAGUGCUCCUGGAGAUAAGGCAGUGAUGGAGAAAUCAACAUCAGAUGGAGCUACACAGAAGAAGAAAAAGAAGAAGAAACAAAAACCAUCUGUCAGUAAAAAGGAUACAGAGGAAGCUGAGGUCAUCAGGAAGACAAAGGCAGAAGCUAAUGGAUGCCAGAAUAAAGAUGGAUCCCACCAGGAUGAGACUUCGCAGCAGUCAGACGACCAGCUGUGGAAGGAGGUGGACUGGUGUGUGGAACAACUGGAGCUUGGCCUGAAGACACAGAAAUCCACUCCAAAGCAGGCCGAGGAGGCUCUCCGGGCAAUCAGGACACUGCGCAAUGACAAGGCUCCACUGGUGAAGAAGCGUCAAGUCAUGAGAACCCUUUUUGGAGACUACAGGAAGAAGAUGGAGGAGGAGCGGUGCAAACAGCUGAAGCUCAUGCAAGCAGCUGCAAAAUCAGCCAGAAUCAUGGAAGUGAAGGAAAGCAUCUGCAACAAGAACUGCCAGGUCAUCAGGAAGCGCUCUGAAGUGUGUAGGAAAAGCCAAGAUUCAGCAGGAUCCCCUUCAGAGUCAUCCAGGACACUUAAUACAGGCUCAUUCAAAUUCACAACUUCCCAAGAAGAGUUUCGCUUUAAUUUCUUCUAGGAAAGUAUCUUAGAUUUAAACUGUAGGUAGAAACUGUGCAAGAUCUCCCAUAAACUUAAAAAGGAUGCUAUGCAGUAGAAAAUGUUUUGCAAGUAUCUCUGUAUUUCCUGAGGAAAAGAUUCUCUUUCAGAGUGCCUUUAGACCAUACGGAUCCGCCAACCAUGCAUGGACCCCAAGCCUCAAUUCUACACAGCAGUCCUCUAUCCUCACACUGAAGAAAGGCACCUUUGCAAAGGUACCUCUGGAAGGAAUUGGUUUCCUUCCUGCAGAACUGACAUUAACCUAAAAAUGUCUGUUACACUGGGAGAUUUUCCCAUUCUCCUGUUGCUUUUACAUAAAGCAGACCAUUUAUAGCAGAUGAGGAAGCAGUUUGUACAAAAGGGAGUGCUCUGUAAUGAAGAUCCAGCUUCUGUGAGGAAAAAGGAGAAAAGGCAGUGUAAGUGCAUGGGGUGUCUGAGUAUGUCCACGUAACAUCUGUGUGAAUGCAGCUCCUGGUAUUGAGGAAACACAGGGCAGUAGGUAUAGAUAAUCGCUGCCAUCUACAGAGCACAAAAGUUCAGGAUCUUGGAGGAAAAUGAGUGAGAAUCAUCCUUGCUCAUUCAUCUGUUUAAUUGACAGGUGUUGACUUAGAAGAGAACUGUAAAUGCUGAUUUAAUCCAGCUUAGGGACGUUAGGGCAGUUGUUUCCAGACAGGGAAAUAUUCCUGUUUCUGAAAUGAGGUCUUGUCCUUAGGAAGGAUGAACAAUUGGUUCUUUAAAAACAAACAAACAAACAACGGCAACUUUACUUUGUAAGUAGCCCAGUUACAAACAGCAGUGACUCAGGAUAAAUCAUGCUAAACCUUGGGUGGCAGUGAAAUGAACUGUGAGAGCCCAAAGGUUCUCUGGCAUUUGAUUUGUAUUAAAUUCUUGCUUUAUGGACAGUUGAGUGUAUGUCUCCAGUGUCUUGAUACUGCUUCAGCUAAUGAACCCAUCUCCUAUGUUCAUGCAGAAAAUCUUCUCCACUCAGCCUAAAAAAGCUGAAGGAACAGAAGUUCUUUAAAAGGAAACAUGGUAGCAGGUGUCCCUAGGGUGCAGUGCUUUCCUUCCUUUUUAUAGUCCAGUCAGUCAUCCUGCAUGAGAAGCAAGAAAUAGAAGUGUAGGCAGAUUCCAAGGUGUGCUGAGAGCAACUGAAAGAUGGUGGAAAGCGUUUGCUGAGAAAGACCUCAAAAAACUGAUGCUGAGUUUAAAAAAAUAAAAUAAAAUUACUAAGCUCUGAUGCAGCCGCUUGCAUCUGUGAUACUUUUUUCUUUUAAAUAUGUUACAUAUUGACUGCCUAGGCAUAACAAGAAACUGAACAUAAGUAACUUUUCCAAUGAGUAGAAAUAUGGAGAGAAGACUUAAAUAAAACUGGAAAUCAAGAGGUUAGCUGAUUGUUUUACCUGCUAGCAAGUACUGCUGUUACUUUGACUCUGUGGAACAUCACUAUACAGUAUUUUCUGGAUUUUCAGGAUUAAAUAUACAAAAGCCAAAUUGUUUUCAAAUUUUUACUGCUCUCAUUGCAUUUUCUAAAAUUAAGCAGCAUCCUGUGUACGACCUUGGAACUACAACUGUUUCCUUACCUAGCUGGCUAUGCAGAAUGUGUCUGGGAAAUAGUUAUUUUUCUCCUUUUUCCACGUAAGGCUAGAGCUGAUAAAAUAUUAUAAAUUCCUGUGCUGUGAAAGGCUGCAGGAGUAUUCUGGGAAGCAUUCUUACACAAUUGCCUUGUUCGACUUUUCUUCAGGCAUUUGCUAUUAGGAUAGAAAUACUAGUCAGAUAGAUGUUUGGUUUAACUUAAUCCAGACAGUUUAUCUCCAAAGAGGGCAGAAAAAAAAAAGAAAAAAAAAGAAAAAAAAAAGCAUUCUAAUAUGUGCAAGGCUGCUGUGGUUCUUCAGAGGUCUUUACAUAAAGCUGACUUGCAAAGCCAACCCAUAUUCCUUUGUUGGAGGACUCAGAAGGGGCAAAAGUUGAUCGAAGCCCUUCAUAGCCCUGAGUGCCAUGCUUGACCUGUGCACUUGAGUGUAAGACCAGAAGUCAGCUGGGCCAGUUCCACAGGCAGGCUGUGUAAGCUUUGUAAUGUUUGACACAUCCCUGUUGCAUUACCAUUUGAUUAAUUUGAAGGGAAACCAACAUUAUUAGAAGCUAAGAGAUGCUGUUGCUGCUCUGUCAGUUCAUUCCCCUUUGGAGAAGCCAUAAGUAAGUCUUAAUGACAUUUAAAAUAAAAUGUCUACUCUUUUUAGCAUUGCUUUCUGUAGGAUUUCAGUGACAUUUAUGGUUUUCAUGACAUGUCUUACUACAGCAGUGUCACAUCUGUAACGCACGUGGCUGGAGACAUGGUCCAUGCCCUAGGGCAUUAACAGUGUACAGCGAUGGGGGAGAAAGGAGAAGUCCUUAUCUGCUUGGAGUUUUCUGUUCCAGUGUUCCCAGUUUAAGAAAACAUAGCUCAGUUUUGGUAGAAAAUGUGGCUUAGUUCUGAUUGCCUGUCUUUCUGCAUCCCUCUGCAGCUUUAUGCCGUGCACUUGAGAUCAGUGUGAAAGGGGUGGCUGCAGUUGUGGUGCCUACCGUAGCUCUUUGGUGACUGCCCACCUAGACCUGGUGUGACGGUUCCGCAGUGCAGCAGUUCCUGGCCCAGGCUUGUGGCCAGCAACCCGCUUACAAGAUCCUCCAGCGUGGUCCUCAGGAAAAACUUAAAGAUGAGGCAAAAUGGGAGUGUAAAGUACGGCAGUGCGGUCAGUGAGAUCCCGAGAUGACAAGAUGCUGUCAUUUUUCUCAGACCAUUUCUCCUUACCAAAGCAAAGGAAAGGUCUCACUUUUGGGAACAAAUUGAGGUGGUGUUUCUGCAGCAGGCUGAGACCAAGAAUGUUGACACACCAAGGCAGCAGAAAUCUGGGCGUGAUCUCUGCUCCUUUUAGGCUUGGCAUCCUCAUCUGUAAAAAGAUCCCUCGGCAAAGGUUAGGAAAUGCAAUCCCGUCCCAUACAGACCCUGCCUCUGGUGGGCCGAGUCACUGGGGAGCAGCCUACAAAGGCUCUCCAAGAGAUCCCCACAAAGUUCAGCUGAAAUCAUCCGAGUCCUGAGACUCCCUCUCCCAAGGCCAGCAUAGACAGAAGGAAGCCAACAAAACUAGUCCCACCGAAUCUGUACCGUGAGUGACUGGUAGCUCCUUCCGACAAGUUUUUUGAAGAGUGCUGGGGGUAGCCUGUGGAACCAGCAUCUAAUGACCCCCAAAGGAUAAAAUACUCUAUUAUCUUACUGAGGGGAGGAAAAAAAACAAUCCUACCUUAUUUUUUCUUUGAAUUAGAAAGAAGAAAACCUUGCCAUUUCAAGGAAGACAAGAAUUCAAAUGCUAUAAAAGAAGGAAAGGUUUCUGAAGAGUGAUAAGCGUCUGACCUGCAGUUUCUUAACAAAAACAAGGAGCAAUACUGCUGUUUUAAGAUCACACGGAGCAGUGACAGAUCUUGCUGCUGAGGCUGUUUUACUCCAAGCACAAAGCUGCUUUACUUGCUUUGCUUAAAAGUAUUUCUGCUGUUCACUGUUCAUAUUUAGAACUGAAGGAAAAUUUGCAAGCCACUCUGCUUUAGAAAACUUUGAUAUUAAAUUACCACAGUGCUUUAAUUACUGGCAGCAGUUCUCUUCUGUGGUUGCUGAAACCUUUGAAGGAGUGACCAUCUGCUGUGUUUGGCACAUCUGUCUUUUUCCGUGUGAGCGCAUCGACAGGCACUAGCCCCUGCGUAUCCCACCACCAGGAUGGAAGAGGUCUGGGUUGUGUACCUGUGCCUGAUCUUGCUUAUCGUGGUGCUUCUUCUAAUGAGGCAUAACCCGCAUUUGGAGGAGGCCAAGAAGGAGAGGGAAAGCAAAAGCCCUCCACCAUCCUCUUCCUUUUUUCCCAGUAACGUUGGCAAACAACUGGAGCACACCCAGGAAGAGCUGGAGCACUAUCUGGAGAGGCUAACCCACGUCUUGUUUGACUCGGAAGCCAGGAAAAGGGAUGGCCACCAUGACCAGAAGUCCCACCACCAUCAGCACAGAAGCGCUGAUGCCAAGUCUGAAACUAAGGAGCACUCAGGAAAGGAGGCAGUGUACUCUCAGUAUCUGUCGAGCCAUACAAGGGUUCAGGCCUGAAACAGCCAUCCAGCCUGAGACCGACAGUACUUAGAGAAGUUGCUGCUCCAGCUUCCAUGGCGUGUGGUGGCAGCUUGCAGAACUUAGUGGCAUCGCAGCCCUCCUGGAGGAGACCUGGAGUGAACCAAGGGGUUUGGUGGGGUGGGAUGGGAUUAGGGCAUCUUUAUAGGAGUACCUGGGUGAGGGGAGGAGGAACACUUAGCAUUGCAGUUCUGCUGUGGGUAGGGCAAAAAGCUUUCCCUGUGCUGAGGUCAGGUCAGGUACAUUUGUUGUUUCUUGAGAAUAAACACCCCAUUCUGUUUGUGCAGCUGCAGUCUUAAUCAGAAAUUCACUGGCUGGAGACUGUUGCUCCACAGCAAGCCCUUCCUUGCUCCUCUCAGCAGCCACAGCUUUCCGCACGGCUGGUGGGCCUGGUAAGCACUGACACUGAGAGAAAAAGCUAAUGCCUAAAAACAGAAGGCAGAAUCUCAAGAAACACCAGAUGACUUGGCCUGGCCAGUUUCUGAGCACACCACUAAAGUAAGUGCCUGCUUCAGGCACUUUGCAGAAUGCAAAGCUAUCCCACAACCUGAGAACUGCUGGCACUGACAGCUGCCUGGCAUGACCCUUCUGGCUGAGCAGAUAUGGGGUCUGCACUGGUGACACCAGGGGCUGGCAGCGCUUCCUACCAUCGGGGUGUCCAGACCAAAGCUGUUGCCUGCUGCUUUGGUUCAAUAUCUGUAAACUGAUAGAGAAGGCAGAGAGCGUUGGGGCUGAGCACUGGAGCGCUUCUUUGGAGUGUUUUCCCUUUCAAAGCCCCCUCCUGUUUGGCAGCACUGGGAAGUGACACUGUGAGGCAGUGACAGAAGCUCAGUGUGGAAAAAGGGUCAAUAUAUCGGGUGGAAAUGUUCUGGGUACUGAGCCAUCGUGUGUAACCUGCUAUACCCCAUCCACCGACUUUUUCAGUCUUUUUUUUUUUGGCAAUAGAAAGACUGCCCCCAAAUAUUGUACUCCUGGGCUGGCAGACAGGCACACGAAGGAACAUUUGCUAACUGCUCCUUAGCCGCAGGCCUUUCACUGUGACACAUACCAGUGGGACACAUGGGAAGCACAGUGCUGGCGAAUUUGAUCUGCCAAGAAAAGGAAAACGAACAAGCAAAGAACAACAACAGCAAAAACCUCUCUGCAGAUCUCUCAGUUUGUAAAUUUGUGGCAUUUCAGCCAGCAAGGAGGGAAGGAAGAAAGGUGAAGUAGAUAAACAAUGAGGAUUUCCAUGGGAUUUCAUCUGGAGCGGAUGCAGGCGAGCAGCAUACAGGUGCUGAGAACAGCCUCCAAGAGGACAAUAGCUGUCAGGGUCACCCUGCAUUUGGUGCUGUCCCUCCAGGCAGGGACACACCUGUUUGGUGCUGUCCCUCCCCUGGUGGCGCACACAGCCCGCAGGGGAUGGCUGCAGCUCCUGGAGCUCUGCCCCAGCUCCCCUGCAAUCUUCCCAAGCCUUGACAUCUGAUCCUGGGGGUGGGGAGCACCCUCUGGCUGGGUGCUACGAAAUUCUGCCUGAGGACUUGGCAUUGCCCCCCAGUGGGUGCGUACCACCCUCCACCCAAGCAGUAAACGUCUGUCACCUCUCAGCCUGCAAGGGACGGGCCAGUCGCUCUAAAAGUGCUUUGCUGGAAGCGGUGAGGUCUCUGGAUUCAGGAGGGCAGUGCAUGUUAGACUUGCUUGCAGCAGUAGCCUUAGAGGCAGCACGCGCUAGGCGAGAGGUAUGCCAGUGCCCUGCAGCGUAGAGUAGCAAUGAAAAGAAAAGAUCCUGUUACCUGUGGGUGAGGGGGGGAGCUCAGGCUGUGGCAGCAGAGCAGGCGGCCGGGCAGUGCUGCUCCCUCCACAGGCUCAGACCACAGCAGCUCCUCCACCUGCUCCACAAAGGGUGGUGGGCGUCCUGCGGAGACGUGGCCAGGCUCAGCUCCCUGUGGGCUGGGGUGCAGCCCAGGACCUCGCACCUCCCACGUUUGCGCAGGCGCAGCUGGAGCCUGGUGCGCAGCGCAGCGGCAGCAGCCUGGGGGAUCGGGUACGGCUGCACUGUGCCGAGCUGGCAUUGCUUCGGGGCUGCCUGGAGGUCUCCCAGGGCAGCCUCCAGCAACAUGUGUGUGUCUGCAUGCAGCAGUCAGCUCAUUCCUCGUGCAGACCGCAGGUGAUCAGAACAAAACCAAUAAACACUGAGCUCCUAGUGC